AAAAUCAGAGGCACCACCAUCAACUUCUCGCAAAGAAACAGAAAACAAGGUGGAGAACGAGGAAGCUGACAACACCUCAGCCAAAAAUUGAAGGGUAAUUCCAAAGCUCACUGUUGAAAGUUUCAGUCUUUCUCUAUUGGGUCCUUACCUUUUGAUCCCAAUUUGAGUUUAUUGGUGUUUAAUUUUCGAUACUUGAGAAUCUCUUUGUAUUGGGUUUUGAUUACUUUCUUAUUGGUGCUUAUAGUUUGCUUGUGUUUUGUUUUCAUAUUUUGUCCAUCUGAGCUGUGCAAUCUCGUCAAGGUUGGAUUUUUAAUGGGGAGCCAAAGCAAUUUGAAAACAUGGGUGUCUGAUAAGUUAAUAGCAUUGCUCGGAUACUCUAAGCCGGUAGUUGUUCAGUAUGUUAUUGGGUUAACUAAGAAAGCAAACUCCCCGGUUGGUUUGGUGGACAAGCUUGUUGAAUUUGGAUUUGCCUCAUCGGCCGAAACGGGGGAAUUUGCUGAAGAAAUAUUUGCAAGAGUGUGUGGUGACACAUCUGGUUUGACGCAGUGUGGGAAGGAAGAGAGGGGAGGAACAAUGUCGGUGAGGGUGGUGCAGCGGAGUUAUGUUCUGUUGGAUUCGGAUGAUGAUGGUGAUGUGGAGAGAAGUUCUGUCCAGGUUGUUUCUCAUUCUGUGUCCGUAAAAGUGGGUUCCAGUGAGAAACGGUUCAGGAAGAGGGGGUUGGGUCAGAAAGAUGGAGAUGAUGGUGAUGAGGUGAUUGCACAGGAGGAAGAGAGACGUGUUAAAAGGCGGAACUCAAUUGAUAAAGAUGAUCAUGAGGAUGGUUCAGAGUCGGAAGAAGAAAGAUUGCGUGAUCAAAGAGAGAGGGAGCAAUUGGAGCAAAAUAUAAGGAAGAGGGAAGCAGCAGCCACCCGACAGCUAACAAAGAAAAAAUUGAGACGAAGUGGGGGACAGGAGGCUGUUCGAAAAAGUAGUGAUGAUGUUGAAGGUUUAAGAAGAGCUUCAAGACAAGAAUAUCUGAAGGAAAGAGAGAAAAAGAAAAUGGAUGAAAUGAGGGAUGAUGUGGAAGAUGAAGGUUACUUAUUUGAAGGUGUGAAGCUCAUUGAAGCAGAAAAACGGGAAUUAAGUUACAAGAAGCAGAUAUUGGAGCUUACGAGAAAACCAUUAGGUCUAGAUGAGGCUGAAAAUGUCACCGAGUACAGGAUGCCAGAUGCCUAUGAUGAUGUGGAGCGUGGUGUUGCUCAACAGAAGAGAUUUUCUGUAGCUUUGCAGCGCUACAGGGACUGUAAUGCUGGGGAUAAAAUGAACUCAUUUGAACAACAGAAAUCUUGGGAAGAUCAGCAACUUGGAAAAGCAACACUGAAAUUUGGUUCAAAAAACAAAAAAGGGGUAUCUGAUGAGUAUGAUUUUGUAUAUGAAGACCAGAUUGAUUUUGUCAGGGGGUUCUUGACGGAGGAAGAUAAAUUUGACAAUGAUAAGCAACUGCAGUCCACCAAAUUACUUGAGUUGAGUGAAAAUAUCUUGAAGGAGAAGCUCCAGGAGGAGAGGAAAACUUUACCCAUCUUCUCCUUUCGUGAUGAGUUGCUCCAAGCUGUUAAAGAUCAUCAGGUUCUUGUUAUUGUCGGCGAAACUGGAUCUGGAAAAACUACACAGAUUCCUCAGUAUCUACAUGAGGCAGGAUACACAAAGCAUGGAAAGAUUGGGUGCACGCAGCCACGCCGAGUUGCUGCUAUGAGUGUUGCUGCCAGGGUAUCUCAAGAAAUGGGUGUCAAGCUUGGACAUGAGGUAGGGUAUUCUAUUCGUUUUGAGGAUUGCACGUCUGAAAAGACUGUUUUGAAGUAUAUGACUGAUGGAAUGUUGUUGCGUGAAUUUCUUGCUGAACCAGAUUUGGCAAGCUAUAGUGUGCUGAUGGUGGACGAGGCCCAUGAGAGAACACUGUCUACUGAUAUUUUAUUUGCAUUAGUAAAGGAUAUUGCUCGAUUUCGACCUGAUUUUAAGCUGCUUAUCUCAAGUGCAACACUUGAUGCUGUGAAGUUCAGUGAUUAUUUUGAUCAUUGCCCACUUUUCAAUAUUCCAGGGAGGCGGUUUCCUGUUGAUAUAUACCACACAAAAGCGCCAGAAGCUGAUUACUUGGAUGCUGCAAUCGCUGCUGCAAUUCAAAUCCAUGUCAGGGAACCACCUGGAGACAUAUUGGUCUUCCUCACUGGUCAAGAAGAUAUAGAAACAGCAAGCGAAAUGUUAAAGUACAGGACAAGUGGUCUGGGGAGAAAGAUAGCAGAGAUGAUUAUCUGUCCCAUAUAUGGAAACUUGCCUUCUGAGCAGCAAGCAAAAAUUUUUGAUCCCACACCUGAAGGGGCAAGAAAGGUUGUCCUUGCCACAAACAUAGCUGAAACUUCGCUGACUAUUGAUGGGAUCAAAUAUGUUAUCGACUGUGGUUAUUGCAAGAUGAAGUCCUACAAUCCAAGGACUGGGAUGGAGUCAUUGCAAGUCACUCCCAUCUCAAAGGCAUCGGCAAGGCAGAGGGCAGGUCGAUCUGGUCGAACAGGCCCUGGUAAGUGUUUCCGGUUAUAUACUUUUGACAGUUAUAUUCAUGAACUGGAUGAUACCACUACACCUGAAAUACUAAGGACUAACCUGGCACAUGUUGUUCUUAGGCUUAAAAGUCUUGGUAUUCAUGACUUAAUACAUUUUGAUUUUAUGGAUCCUCCACCGUCGGAAGCAUUACUAAAAGCCCUUGAACUGUUAUUUGCUCUGUCUGCAUUGAAUAAAAUGGGAGAGUUGACUAAAGUUGGUAGGCGGAUGGCAGAGUUUCCGCUUGAUCCAAUGUUAUCUAAGAUGGUAGUCGCUUCUGACAGGUACAAUUGCUCAAACGAGAUCAUUUCUAUUGCUUCCAUGCUUUCUGUUGGUAAUUCAAUCUUUUAUUGUCCAAAGGACAAACAAGUCUAUGCUGACAAUGCAAGAAGGAAUUUUCACACUGGGGACGCAGGAGAUCACAUUGCCUUGCUUAAUGUUUACAAUACCUGGGCAGAAACAAACUACUCAAGUCAAUGGUGUUAUGAAAACUAUAUAAAUGCUAGGAGCAUGAGAAGAGCAAGAGAUAUCAGGGAUCAACUUAGGAGACUGUUGGAGAGGGUUGAGAUUGAGCUAACCUCAAAUCGUGACGAUAUUGAGUCUAUAAAGAAGGCCAUCACAUCAGGUUUCUUCCCUCAUUGUGCAAGGCUGCAAAAGAAUGGAUCUUAUAAAAUAGUCAAACAUCAACAGGCUGCCUCCAUACACCCCAGCUCAGGCUUGUCAAAGGAGUUUCCGACGUGGGUUCUAUAUCAUGAACUGGUCCUUACAUCCAAAGAAUACAUGAGACAGGUAACAGAGUUGAAGCCUGAGUGGUUGCUGGAAAUAGCUUCACAUUAUUACCAGCUAAAGGAUGUCGAAUUUGCUUCAACCUCAAAGAAAACGUCUGGUGGCAGCAAUUGAGCAAUAUGCCCUUUGAAGUCUAUAAUGUAUUGAUCUAAUUGCAAAUAUUUAUAAUCUUUGUGUAUUCUUAAUCAUAUAGAUGAACAAAAGUAGACUUUUCAUAGUUUGUAGUAUUUUAAUUCUCUUGUUUUCAGAUUUUACACGAUGUGAAAGAGUGUGAAGAACAAGGCAGUACCUUUGGCUCAAAGCUCCAGGCUCUCUUGCCCUCUGUUUGACACAACACACUGCAAGUGAGUUUUAUCUUGAA
This is a messenger RNA of Fragaria vesca subsp. vesca, 3715 nucleotides long. Its product is annotated as putative pre-mRNA-splicing factor ATP-dependent RNA helicase DHX16-like. The transcript has a single exon. The record is from RefSeq and is a predicted model, not a curated record. Gene Ontology annotation, molecular function: RNA binding; ATP hydrolysis activity. Lineage: Eukaryota; Viridiplantae; Streptophyta; Magnoliopsida; Rosales; Rosaceae. Gene Ontology annotation, cellular component: intracellular anatomical structure; catalytic step 2 spliceosome. The coding region runs from base 313 to 3468 and encodes 1051 amino acids.